AUGGAGAGCUUGCAGGUUUGGCUUUCUCUGCCCAUGUGCCUGCUGUACAUGGCAGCUCUGGCAGGGAAUGUCCUUCUCCUGGGGCUGGUGGCAGCGGACAAAGCACUUCAGGCACCCAUGUAUCAAUUGCUGGGGCUUCUGGCAGCUGCCCACUUGGUUCUGGCCACAUCCACGGUGCCCAAAGCUCAGGCUGUGCUCUGGGGCCUCUUCAUUGCCGAGUCCUCAGUGCUGCUGGCCAUGGCUGUGGACCACUACGUGGCCAUUCGCCAGCCUCUGCGCUACAGGGCGCUGCUCACCCAGUGUGUGGUGGGCAUCGUGGCGGCGGUGGCUGCUGUGACCCGGGGUGACUGUGUCGUGGCGCCCCCGGUGGCCUUGCUCCAGAGACUGUCCUACUGUGGGCGGCGGGCGCUGCCGCACACUUACUGGGAGCACAUGGGCGUGGCUUGGCUGGCAUGCGGCAACACGCGCCCCAACUUCUGGUACGGAGUGGCCACCAUGCUGCUCUCUCCAGCCCUGGAUCUAGGGCUCACAGGUGCUUCCUACGCCCUCAUCCUCUGGGCUGUCUGUCGCCUGCCAUCCCAUGGGGCCCGCUGCAAGGCCCUGGGCACCUGUGGGGCCCAUGCCAGUGUCAUCACUCUCUUCUACACACCGGCCCUCUUCUCCUUCCUGGCUCACCGUUUCGGCCGCCACACGGUGCCCGGCCACAUCCACAUCCUGCUGGCUAACCUCUACGUGGUGGUGCCCCCUGCCCUCAACCCCGUGGUCUACGGGGCGCAGACCCAGCAGAUUGCUCAGAGGCUCAGGCACUUGCUUCGGCUCUGCUGGGCGGGGGCAGUGGGGGGGUGGGGCCUGAGAGGGCCUCCCCCCGGGAAUGAAUGA
Molecule: messenger RNA, 879 nt
Organism: Sus scrofa (pig)
Lineage: Eukaryota; Metazoa; Chordata; Mammalia; Artiodactyla; Suidae
Source: RefSeq, a predicted model, not a curated record